UAAUACCAUCCUUGAAUUCGUGUCUUAUCUGUCAUGAGGAGGCGGCACAAUUUGCACCCCACCAACUUUUGUUCUUCCAUUCUUGCAAUUUCUGCAUCUUCCACGCCAAAAUGACUGCAGAAGCGCAAGAAGUGGCAGCCACAUCAUCCCAACCACUCCCCAAUCAAGAGAAGCCUGCGACCCUUCGAAAUGAAAUUGUCUGCUCGGUUGAACAAGGGGACUCAGAAGAAGCCCCAAAUUACCUUUCAGGCAUCAAACUUCACCUCCUUACCGUCGCUCUAUGCCUGAGUAUUUUCCUCGUCAAUUUUGAGAUUUCUGUAGUCAGCACUUCGCUCGUAGCAAUCACAGAUGGACUUAAAGCGUUUGGACGGAGCAGCUGGAUCGUCACUGGAUACCUUAUAGCAUAUACAACGUUCAUGGUAGUGUUGGCCAAACUUAGCGACAGCUUCGGCCGGAAAACCGUCCUGGUCACGUCGCUCGCUCUCUUCACCAUAUUUUCUGGUGCAUGUGGAGCUGCUCAGACCAUGAAUCAAUUAAUUGUCUUCCGAGCUUUUCAAGGACUUGGGGCGUCCGGUGUAUUCUGGUACUAUGGCUCUACUCUGGUUCUUGUCGUACUAUUUGAGAUGUUACCUCCCGAGAAAUACCCAGUUUAUUCAGUGCUGGUCACUGCACUCUUUGCAAUAUCAAUGUUUGCAGGACCGCUUGUUGGGGGGGUAAUAAAUACGAACACGACCUACCGAUGGGUGUUCCUCCUCAAUGUUCCCGUUGGUGCUUUUGCUCUUGUCUUGCUCCUUGUCUGCAUACCCACCAAUUUCCCCUACCAUGGCCAGCAUAGCCGAAAGCGCUCUUCACACAUCCGCAACGUCGACAUGAUUGGAGCUAGUCUCAUGCUCAUCACUCUUACGCUUCUCAUCACUGGAUUUGAGGAAGCGAGUGAUUUUUCGCCAUGGGUUUCGGCGGAGGUCCUUGUACCUAUAUUACUUUCGAUACCAUUUUUAGUAAUGUUUCUUUUCUACGAGCGAUGGGUCACGCUUAAAGGUGAUGACCGCCCUGAACCUAUAUUCCCUUGGCGAUUCUGCAAAAGUCGAGUGAUCAUGGGCAUUUACGUAAACGCCUUCCUAGUUGGCGCCAUCUUUGUCACCUGCAUCAUUGAAAUUCCGCUCCGGUUCCAAGUUGUAAAUCAUGAAUCUCCAUGGAAAGCUGGCGUACGGUUGGUCCCGUUCUCUAUACCUGUUCCCGUUGGCGCUGGUCUAGUGGCUGCGCUCUGUGGGAAGCGCAGAUUACCUCCUAUCUAUCUCCUCUUUGUGGGGUCAACAUUGCAACUCUUGGGACUUGUUUUUAUGUCAAGGAUGACACUGGACGAAAUCCAGUGGCAGGGACAGUAUGGACUGCAGACAAUUGCAGGACUUGGGUGUGGCUUAACAAUCGGGGUAUCAACAUUAUUAAUGCCAUUCGUGAUCGAGAAGAGAGAUCUUGCGACCUCGACCUCGGCUGUGGUCCAGUUCCGACUCCUUGGUGGGGCACUUGCGGUUGCCAUUGUAACUGCGGUAAUGAACAACGACGUCAGGCGAACCCUUCUUCCUUUAAUGAGUCCUGGGGAACUAGCCCAAAUUCUCCGGACAACUGAGGCCAUCGAAGAACUCAAAGAACCUUUGCGAACAAUAGUUAAGGAUGCCUUCUUGAAGGGCUACAACAUGCAGUUGCGGAUUCUCUUUGGGUUUGCCGCAGUGGAAAUCCCUGCGACAAUCUUUAUGUGGCAGAAAGUACCUGUCAAGAUAGCCUAG
Molecule: messenger RNA, 1784 nt
Organism: Lindgomyces ingoldianus
Lineage: Eukaryota; Fungi; Ascomycota; Dothideomycetes; Pleosporales; Lindgomycetaceae
Product: putative multidrug resistance protein fnx1
Exons: 8
Coding region: 111-1784 (557 amino acids)
Biological process (GO): transmembrane transport
Cellular component (GO): membrane
Molecular function (GO): transmembrane transporter activity
Source: RefSeq, a predicted model, not a curated record